Vanessa tameamea is the source of this 1035-nucleotide messenger RNA. RefSeq names its product ubiquitin carboxyl-terminal hydrolase isozyme L3-like (gene Uch). The record is from RefSeq and is a predicted model, not a curated record. The transcript is spliced from 2 exons. Gene Ontology annotation, cellular component: cytoplasm. Gene Ontology annotation, molecular function: cysteine-type deubiquitinase activity. Gene Ontology annotation, biological process: protein deubiquitination; ubiquitin-dependent protein catabolic process. Bases 161 to 853 code for a protein of 230 amino acids. NCBI's taxonomy places the organism in Eukaryota, Metazoa, Arthropoda, Insecta, Lepidoptera, Nymphalidae.
GCAAUUGGCAACCCAGAAUGUGACUUGUAUAUUCGGAAUUUGUGAUUAUUGAUUUAGUAAUUUGUAAAAGUCGCUCACCUGUCUAGUCGACCGGCAUAACGUGUUGCGGCUUUAUAGCAGUAUUUUCUUAAAUUUCUAGUCAUAAAAAGGAAAGUUGGAAAUGGCUACUGAAACUUUAAUUCCUCUGGAAUCAAAUCCCGAAGUUAUGAAUAAAUUUCUUCAAAAACUUGGUGUGCCUAACAAAUGGGGUAUGGUAGACGUUAUGGGAUUGGAACCUGAAAUGCUUUCCUGGGUGCCGAAACCUGUAAUCGCUCUAACACUUCUCUUUCCUGUUUCUGAUGCUUAUGAGCAACAUAAACAAAAAGAAGAGAAUGAUAUUCUAUCUACAGGUCAAGAAGUAUCUUGCAAUCUUUUCUAUAUGAAACAAAACAUCAGUAAUGCAUGCGGUACAGUAGCACUUGUGCAUGGAGUUGCUAAUAAUACAGAUCAUAUUCAGUUAAAUGAUGGCCCUUUAAAGAAAUUCUUAGACGAAGCCAAAGACCUCGAUGCUGCUGCUAGAGGGACGCUAUUGGAAAAAAGUGAAGGUAUAAUUAAUGCUCAUAAGGAGUUGGCUCUAGAAGGUCAAACUAAUACUCCUAGUGCUGAAGAUCCUGUCAACCAUCAUUUUAUUACUUUCGUGCAUAAAGAUGGAGUUUUGUAUGAAUUAGAUGGGCGUAAAGCUUUUCCAAUUAAUCAUGGAAAAACAACACCAGAUUCUAUGUUAGAAGAUGCAUCAAAGAUUUGUAAAGAAUUUAUGUCACGUGAUCCCGAUGAGGUCCGUUUUACUGUAGUUGCUUUAGCUGCAUCUGAGUAAAAUUUUAAAAUGAUGCUUUACUUAGAGCCUAUACUUGCAAUGGUACAGUUAAUACAUGCUUUUACCAUUGUGCUUUAUGAUCUUCAAACUUAAACAAAAAUGUUUAGGUAUUUUUAUCAAAUUCAUAUAUUUGUAUGCUGUGCAAGCCUUUUGUGAUAAUAAAAAACGUAUUUAUUUAUAAA